Gossypium raimondii (Peruvian cotton) is the source of this 2735-nucleotide messenger RNA. Its product is annotated as ABC transporter D family member 2, chloroplastic. Gene Ontology annotation, biological process: transmembrane transport. NCBI's taxonomy places the organism in Eukaryota, Viridiplantae, Streptophyta, Magnoliopsida, Malvales, Malvaceae. Gene Ontology annotation, molecular function: ATP hydrolysis activity; ATP binding; ABC-type transporter activity. Bases 78 to 2333 code for a protein of 751 amino acids. Gene Ontology annotation, cellular component: membrane. The record is from RefSeq and is a predicted model, not a curated record. The transcript is spliced from 9 exons.
UACAUUACAAAACCAAACCACAAAAAAAUAUCUCUUCCAUACCAUACCGGAAAAAGAAAAGGGAAAAAAAAAAGACAAUGAUUGUAGCACAAAUGGCGUUGUGCUCGUACCCAUAUUUACGCUUACACACUACCACUUCCCCUUUCGAACCCUCCAAUGGCCACCAUAUUCAUCACCAUCCAGUCUUCUCCAAGCCUAAGCGUCUCGAAACUAGAAAUUCAAAUUCAAAUUCAAAUCCAUUGAAUAUCAAGUGUUUUGCAUCGACUUCACAGUCCAAGUCCCAAUCUCAAUCGCCGCCGCCGCUACCGCCUUUUAAGGACGAAGGAGAGGAGAGGAAGUUCUCUGACUUAAACAUGUUGUUUCGUAGAUUCUGGAAGGUGGCUGCUCCUUAUUGGUUCUCUGAUGAUAAGGUUCAAGCUAGGCUUCAGUUAGCUGGUGUUUUCGCUCUCACUCUUGCCACCACUGGCAUCAGUGUCGGUUUCAAUUUCCUUGGCCGUGACUUCUUCAAUGCGCUAGCAAACAAAGACGAGGAACAAUUCACCAAGCAACUUCUGUACUAUCUUUGUGGCUUUGCUGGUGGAAUUCCGUUUUUCGUUUUGAGAGAUUAUGCAAGGGAAACUCUUUCUUUAAGAUGGAGAUGUUGGAUGACAAGCUAUUUCAUGCAACGGUAUCUCACUGAUCGGACCUUUUACAAAAUCCAAUCUCAGUCAAUUAUUGAUAACCCCGACCAGCGCAUAGUGGAUGAUCUUAGUUCCUUUACUUCAACUGCCCUUUCUUUCUCAUUGACGCUCUUCAAUGCUGCCGUCGAUUUGAUAUCCUUCAGCAAUAUCUUGUACACUAUCUAUCCUCCCUUGUUUGUAGUACUUCUUCUCUAUUCCAUUGGUGGAACAGUUAUUAGCAUCUUUCUUGGCAAGGGAUUGGUUACUCUUAAUUUCCUUCAAGAGAAGAAAGAAGCUGACUUCCGUUAUGGACUUGUUCGUGUCCGAGAAAAUGCUGAAUCCAUUGCUUUCUAUGGUGGUGAAGAUAAUGAACUGCAACUAUUGUUGCAGCGCUUCACAAGUGCUUUUGAAAACUUAACUCAACUGUUGAUAUCUUCCAGAAAUCUUGAGUUUUUCACCAAUGGCUACCGAUACCUCAUUCAGAUUGUCCCUGCUGCUGUUGUCGCUCCUAUGUAUUUCUCUGGAAAAAUUGAGUUUGGUGUCAUUAAUCAGUCUGUAUCAGCUUUUAGUCAUAUCCUUGGGGACGUCUCCUUGGUCGUAUAUCAAUUUCAAGCAAUUAGUGCCUUUUCAGCGGUCAUUGACAGGCUUGGUGAAUUUGAUGAUAUUCUGGAUAGUAGCAGAUCCAAGUCUCUCUCUGAUCCCAUGGAGUAUAUCGAUCUUACGUAUUCUCAUGUCAAAGGGUCCCAAGUUUUGGAUUCUAAUGGAUCCACACCACCAACCACAUCUCCGAGAUUGCUGGAUGUAGAAAAUUUGACUCUAAAGACACCAAAAAGUAACUCUACACUUGUUAGAGACUUAUCAUUUGCGAUCGAUGAAAAAGAUAAUUUGUUGGUAGUAGGACCUAGUGGUAGUGGCAAAACUUCUUUGCUUAGAGCACUGGCUGGUCUUUGGAAUACUGGAAAAGGGAAAAUCACAUUCUAUGUGGAGAAAGCAGGUGAUGCUCAAUCACCCACUUCUUCAGAAAUGGCUCCUGUUGAAGAAAAUUCUGCAAACGUGAAUGAGGAGUUCGGAAGACCCAUAAAUAGUAAUUCUAAAAGUGUGUUUUUCCUUCCUCAAAGGCCAUAUAUGGUUUUGGGCUCACUUCGUCAGCAAUUGCUUUAUCCAACAUGGACUGAAGAGGUAGUUGUGUCAGAUACCACCAAACCUGGAGGUUCAUUGCCUUUCUUGACGCAAGUUCCAAACUCUAAAAAUGUGAGUGAAAAGCAUCGCGUCCCUGUUCCUACAACAGAUGAUUUAACACAGGUUUUAGAAGAUGUCCGCAUUGGCUAUAUAUUGUCUCGCUUCAAAGGUCUUGACACGGUAUAUGAGUGGUCCAGUGUUCUUUCCCUUGGCGAGCAACAACGCCUUGCUUUUGCACGUUUGUUGCUUUCUAAACCAAAGUUGGCCCUAUUGGAUGAAUCCACCAGUGCUUUGGAUGAGGUCAAUGAGGCCCAUUUGUACGAGAAGAUGAAGGCAGCGGGCAUCACAUAUAUCAGUAUUGGUCAUCGUCGUACCUUAUAUGCUUAUCAUAGUAGGGUCCUAGAUAUAUCAUCGGCAGAUGCAGAUAGCAGACAACGCAAUUGGAACAUCAAAUUCAUUGAGCAGGACACUUUACACAAUUUCUUGAAGUUAUAGUUGUAGCUGCCCUAAAGUUUGGUCAAAAUGCUUUAAACCGAUUUCUUCAUCAAAUUGAAAAAAGGAAAAGAAAAAGUACACAGCAAAAAGGUUUCCUAUGGAUCAUACUUCCAGCAGGUAAAAUGUAACCACUUAUCACUUCAAUAUAUAUUAUAUAUAUUAUAUGUGAUUACUUAUAGCUAUUGCAAGCAAAUUCUUGAAUGUAAAUUUUUGUCGGCUUUGACAUAUUAUCUUAGUGCUAGUUGUAAACUUACUAGUGCAUCAUGUGCUUUAUUUUAAUUUUUAGGGAAAAUUUUGAUGGAUUAUGGUAAUUAUUGUGGCAUGUGGAGUUCAUUAAAACCCAAAGUGAAUAUUAUAAAAUUCACUUGAAAUGUGAUAUGAUAUCUACCAUGUUUGCUGUUA